AUGGUUAAGGCAGAUGUGCGGAGAGAUUACUAUGCAGAUCUGGGCGUGGGUCCAGCAGCCGACACUGAUGAGAUCAAGAGGCAGUUCCGGAAGCUAGAUCGAAAUCCAGGCCGCGAAGCCGAGUUCAUCACCAAGUUCCAAGCGAUUCAAGCCGCACAUGAAAUUCUUACCGAUCCUCAACAACGCACGAAGUAUGACACCGAGAGACUGCGCGCUGGAUAUGGGAGGCUCUAUGGGCCGUCAACUGCAAACACUCCCCGCCGAACAAACACUUCCGCCGCUUACACUACUACUGCUGGGAACGGGAGCAAAACGCCAACAUCCAAGACACAGGCCUCUCGCCCAGCCUCAUACCAACCGCCGCCUUCCAGUGGUGCCCAGAGAUAUGCAAACUACGCCAAGGCUGCACCUCAGCAGCAGUAUGACAAGAUGCAUGAGCAGCAAGCCCGGGCUGAUGCUUUCCGUGCCUUCCAGGGUAUGAAGCCCACUGGCUGGGCAAAGUUCAAUCCUACAUCUGGAAGGCCUACAGCAACCCCUACGCCCCGUAACCCGCCCGCUACUAACAAUGCACAGGCAUCAUCUCGUGGGAAAUCAGCUUACGAGCAUGUGAAUGUUAAUGCUCGACCGCAUCCGGACGCAUUUGGACGGGCCUCAACCGUAAGGAAAAAGCAUGGCUUUGCUCCGGGGACUCCAGGAGGCGAUGAACCGAUGGCACCACGGACUAACUCGGCUUAUUCAAAUACACCCCGGGCUGAUCGGUCUUCUGCGUUUUUCGACAGCGUCCCAGCUCCAACGGCCAAGGUGAAAAGAACCCCUGUUUCUUCGAGAUCUGAAACCCCCGUGGAUGAUAUUGCCCCGGAGUUUGAACGUACUAGUCACAGAUACGCAACAGCUGGCGGCGAGAGAACCUACCUUGCCAGUCCCGGAUUAUCCCGUGCCUACACCAUGCGUGAUUCAUCUGCUAGCUCCAAGGCUCGCUCGCGGACUAAUCCGCCUAGCCCUCGCUCUCCGGCCCAGGACAGGCAUCGUAGUGCUAGCCCAAAUAUGAGACAUCAACACAAGGCUUAUUCAUCGUCUUCGACAAGCUCUAGCAGCGAGGAUGGCUCCGAUAGCGAGUCCGAUCGGCCGACGUUUGUGCCCCGACGGAAAGCAGUUCCAAAGAGCCGGCUAAAACCUGGCCAUACUUUCCGCUUCCAAGGCCCCGGAUCAGGUGAGGAAUCCUCAAACAGCAACUACUACAUGGACCACCAUUCGUUCCGAAGUCAUCGGCGCCAUCGCAGCCUCUUUGACCGAGAUCGACCCCGCAGCUACCAUGAAUUCCAGGACCAGAGUACUGACAGUGACUAUCUUCAAGGACACGAUUCUGAAGGUGCUUCGUUCGCAUUUAGAGCUCAACGGCCUACUCGCGCUGCAAAUUACACUGCCCAAGGGAAUACAAAGAUCUUUGAGACAGCGCAGCCUGCGGAAGAACUUGCCGCAUUCCACAUCUCUCAAAAUGGCACGAAGAGUCGAAGCCAUGAUAACCUGAAUAAGGGGUUCUCUGCUAGUGACUGGGGCGAUGCUUUCAACCCCGACCUAUUUGCUCCAAAUCAAACCAAUGGACAUCGUCGUAGUAGAUCAAGAACUUCGCCUAUGCGUGGCAGACCUGCAACAAGGAGUGACUCCAAAUCGCCGACUAAUUUCAUGUCCUCAAGCGAUGAAGCUGCAAGACGAGCGACCCCGAACUCCAAGCCCUGGAAUCAGACUCCGUUCUCUGCUGACAAAUGGAGUCAACAUUUCCAGAGUCAAAAUUGGAUGUUUGAACCCGCAAAAAAUCAACAGGGAAAUGCCACUACUGCACCAUCAGGGAGGAGCAUUUCUAGACCUGCAAGACGAACAGUACCACCUCGACAGCCGGCUGUAGCGACCGAAGCCGAGGAAGACGAGAAGACAAUUCCCGAACCAUCUUCCAAACUGGGCUCGGUCCCAGUGCUUGAUGCAAUGGAGAUAGAUGAGGAGCCCUCCUUGCAGUCAACGAAAGCACAAACAAACGGGUCUAUACCAUCACCAACGACUCCUUCAAAAGCAGCCGACUCGAAUGCUAAGGAUAGUGCUGGCGAUGCCAGUGAAAGUGCGGGGAAGACAUCUGAAUGGAUGAGCAAUCUCUUUAAUAUGAACUCGCUCCAUAAUGUGACGCCCUUCACGAGCUCAAAUAGCGGUGGCAUAAAUGAUUUGAAUGAUAUCUAUACAACACUACCCUUCGAGUCUCGUCCAAAUGACCCCAAUACUGGCCGCCUGAUGACCCCUCCGAGUAGUAGAAGAAGCAUGAGUCUUCCACAGCCUCCGAAACGCCCCAUGAGACCGCCAGUCGUGCCAAACCACAACGACCCGCGAAAUAUGGUUCUUCCAAAGCAAAGUUGGGAACGCUAUGAAAAGCAGAUGAGCGCGUACAUCAUGGAGUGGAACAAAUUCCAGAGACAAAUGUUGCAGCUAUUAGCUGUCCGACAGCUGGGGUUUGAGACUGGUCUCGCGCCGCGGUGGAUUGAUGCUUCUGGAGACUCUCUUCGCCUUAGCACGAGGACUAACGAGGAGGAUCUUGACUCGACAGCAGCGCAGGUGGGGGCAGGAGAAAGUGAUGCCGAUAACGAUUCGGAUACACUGGUCCCCCAUCAUCCUCACGGUGGAUAUAAGGCGUAUUUCAACGCGGUUGACGACUACGCGCGGGUCCUCGAGCAUUGGACGGUUGCUUGGGAGCGCCAUCGCGAGUGCAUAUCGCAGCUUGGGGAGAUUCGCCAAUGGAUUAGAGGGCAGCGGAAAUUGGUGUGA
Molecule: messenger RNA, 2805 nt
Organism: Talaromyces atroroseus
Lineage: Eukaryota; Fungi; Ascomycota; Eurotiomycetes; Eurotiales; Trichocomaceae
Exons: 3
Coding region: 1-2805 (934 amino acids)
Source: RefSeq, a predicted model, not a curated record